AUGCUCCAGCCAUGCAAGGACAAUAUCAAAGAGGGAUUGGUUGCCAACAUUGAUGAAGCUGUGCCAGAUGUUGCGGUACAGAAUGAAGGAUCGCUCUCUCUGAUCACAUCGGAGAAUUUUCCGGUGUUCAGACAGGACGGACUCAGUGCAAGUCUUGCAAAAUUGGAUGCUAAUGCCAUGUUGGCUCCAUGUACACAACAG
Ilex paraguariensis (yerba mate) is the source of this 201-nucleotide messenger RNA. NCBI's taxonomy places the organism in Eukaryota, Viridiplantae, Streptophyta, Magnoliopsida, Aquifoliales, Aquifoliaceae. The record is from the annotation of a GenBank genome assembly.